GGCGCGGAGUCCCAGAGGCUGCGCAGCGGGAGGUCUGUUACUGGGGGCUCCGAGCAGCAGCCCGCAGACGAGCGCUGCCUUGCGUGCCUAGGGCCAACAGGAGAAAUCAUCAACAUGUCAUCUACUCUGUUGCCCAAACCACAGAUGAGGGGCCUACUGGCCAAACGUCUGAGAUUCCACAUUGUAGGAGCAAUGAUUGUAUCUGUGGGAUGUGCACUUAUAUACAAGUUUGGCGUGGCAGAACCCAGAAAACGAGCAUAUGCAGACUUCUAUAAAAACUAUGAUUCCAUGAAGGACUUUGAGGCCAUGAAGGAAGCUGGUGUGUUUGAAAGUGUACAACCCAAAAAUUCAUAAGCAGCAUAUGUAGAUCAUCUUCAAGGAGACUUGAAAAUUGAAACUUGUUUCUUCAGUCAUCUGUAAAAUGAGUAAUACACUUCAGUGCUGAGCAUGUGGUAGUGUAAUUCAAUAAACUAAAAUACUUAUGUGUAA
Messenger RNA from Pelodiscus sinensis (Chinese soft-shelled turtle), 489 nucleotides. RefSeq names its product cytochrome c oxidase subunit 6C (gene COX6C). Lineage: Eukaryota; Metazoa; Chordata; Testudines; Trionychidae. The record is from RefSeq and is a predicted model, not a curated record.